AUCCCAUCGUUUUCAAAAUUGAACAAUAUUUGGGUGAAUCUAUCAAUUUUCAUUUGAAUAUCACUUAUCAUUAUAGUCAAAUUUUUGAAAUCUUAACACCAAAUGUGUAAUGUUCGAUGCAUUUAUGCUGUUUUAUUCAUAGUAUUUCUCAGUUUUAAAACGUAUGCUCAAUUAGUUCCAUAUGAGGAAUUUCGAUGUGGAUCCGGUUCCAUUUCGACUUCAAUUUCCUACACGUCUUCUUAUUUUUGUGAUCAAAUUCAAUUAAACCAAUGUUGUAUGUACCAUGAUCUCUGUUAUGCGGGAUGUACACUUCCACAAAUGGAAUGUGAUAAUCAAUUCUGUGAAUGCCUGGCAACAAUAAUCUCAAAUCCGUUUUGCCAAUCUAUUGUAUAUCCCUCCCAUUGUAAUUUUGUUCGUCUCUUUGGAAAUUUGUUCAUUUGUCCUAUGAUGGGUUAGUGAACUGUUUAAAGUGUAACUUAUGUGUAGAAAUAAAGUAAUAAUUCUUAUAAACAAAAAUGUGGAAAUUUGAAAUCUGACGUUAAUUUUU
Caenorhabditis elegans is the source of this 547-nucleotide messenger RNA. It is a transcript of the gene F44B9.10, whose product is annotated as Phospholipase A2. The transcript has 2 exons. The record is from RefSeq and is marked reviewed. Lineage: Eukaryota; Metazoa; Nematoda; Chromadorea; Rhabditida; Rhabditidae. The coding region runs from base 103 to 456 and encodes 117 amino acids. Gene Ontology annotation, molecular function: A2-type glycerophospholipase activity. Gene Ontology annotation, biological process: arachidonate secretion; phospholipid metabolic process.